Messenger RNA from Rotaria sp. Silwood1, 3621 nucleotides. The record is from the annotation of a GenBank genome assembly. Lineage: Eukaryota; Metazoa; Rotifera; Eurotatoria; Philodinida; Philodinidae.
AUGCAACUAGCAAACACCGAACUUGAUUAUCUGGACAUAGAAAUACUGUUAAAACAAAUCGAAAUCAAUCGGAGUCUUACUAAUAUUGAUCUUUCCCACAAUCGAAUACGUGAAGAAGCCGCUAAAGCCUUGGCGGAUGUAUUAAAAUCCAACAAAACUAUUAUUAAUCUUCAACUUGUCUCGAACCAAAUAUAUGACAAAGGAGCUGAAGCAUUGGGGAAUGCAUUAAAAGUCAAUAAAACUUUGACAACUCUUAAUCUUGGAGACAACGGAAUAUCUGUCAAUGGAGCUGAUGCAUUGGGUGAUGCGCUGAAAGAAAAUCAUACUCUUACUAAUCUUAAUCUUGCAUACAACCGAAUAUCUCACGAAGGAAUUGAAGCAAUCAUGAAUGCGUUAAAAGUCAAUCAUACUCUUACUAUUCUUAAUCUUGCACUCAACGAAAUAUCUGACAGAGGAGCAGAAGCAUUCGCUGAUGCAUUGAAGGUCAAUCGAGCACUUAUUAACCUUGAUCUGCAUCGAAACCGCAUCACCGAAAAAGGAGCUGAAGCUCUCGCUGAUGGAUUAAAAGUAAAUCAAACUCUCACUACUAUUAAUCUUAGCUACAACAGAAUAUUUGAUCCAGGAGCCAAAAUACUGGCUGAUGCAUUAAAAGCUAACCAAACUCUUAAUACUAUUUACCUUAAGUCCAACAUUAUAUCUGAUAAAGAAGCUCACGCGCUCUCAGAUAUGUUGACUGUCAAUCAAACUCUUACUACUCUUCAUCUUGGAGAAAACCAAAUAUCCGACAAAGGAGCUGAGGCACUCGCUGAUGCAUUGAAAACUAAUCAAACUCUUACUACGCUUCAUCUCCACACGAAUCAAAUAUCUGACAAAGCAGCUGAAGUACUGUCAGACAAACCAAAAGUCAAUCAAAUUCGUACAACUGUUACCCUUAGAGAUGACCAAAUGUUUGAAAAUGAAGCUAAGGCAUUUGCGGAUGCAUUUCGACACGAUCCAACAAUUACUUCUCUUCAUCUUGCAGAUGACUCAAUGUUGGACUUUGGGAUUCAAGCACUCGCUGAAGCGUUAGGAGUCCGUCCAACUCCUACUGUACCUAACUUUCCGUCGGACCGAAUUUCAGACAUACAAAAUGAAUUCUUUGCGGACAAAUUGGAAGCCCAUAAAAUUCUGACUACUCUUAAUCUUGAACAUAACGAAAUAUCUGAUAAAGAAGUCCAAGCAAUCGCAGAUACAUUAGAAGUCAAUAAAACACUUACUACCCUCAAUCUUGCACGCAACCAAAUAUAUAACAAAGGCGCACAAGCACUCGCCAUUGCAUUGAAACGCAAUCAAACUCUUACUACUCUUGAUCUUGCACACAACCAAAUAUCUAACAAAGGCACUGAAGCACUGGCUGAUGCAUUGAAAAUCAAUCGAACUCUUACUACCCUUAACCUUAGUUGCAACAGCAUAUUCGAAAGAGGAGCCGAAGCACUCGCGAAUGCAUUGGAAGUCAAUUCACUUCGUACUAGUCUUGAUCUUGGACACAACGAAAUAUCCGACAAAGGAGCUCAAGCAAUCGCGGAUACACUGAAAGUCAAUCAAACUCUUAGUACUCUUAAUCUUGCACGCAACGAAAUAUCUGACAAAGGAGCUAAAGCACUCGCUAUUGCAUUGAAAGUCACUCAAAAACUUACUUUUCUUGACCUUCAGAACAAUCAUAUAUCUCACAAAGCAAUUCAAGCAUUCGGUGAUACAUUGAAAGUCAAUCAAACUCUCACUAUUCUUGACCUUGCCACGGACCAAAUAUUUGAGAAAGGAGCAGAAACAAUCGGGAUGGCAUUGAAAGUCAAUCAAACUCUUAUUACUCUUGACCUCAGCUCAAACAACAUACUAGACAAAGGAGCUGAAGCACUUUCCGAUACACUGAAAGUGAAUAAAACUCUUACUACUCUUCGUCUUUGGUACAACCAAAUAUCCGAGAAAGGAGCUCAAGCACUUGCUGAUGCAUUGAAAGUCAAUAAAACUCUUACUACUCUUGAUCUUUCAUUGAACAAAACAUCUGACAAAGGAGUUGAAGCAAUUGCAGAUACUUUAAAAAUCAAUGCAGUUCUUACUACUCUUAGUCUUUCGAGCAAUCAAAUAUCUGAAAAAGGAGGUGAGUUACUAGCUGAUGCAUUAAAAGUUAAUGAAACUCUUACUUCUCUGGAUCUUAAAUGUAACAAAAUAUCCGACAAAGGAGCUGACGCACUUGCAGAUGCAUUGAAUGUUAACAAAACGCUGACUACUCUUAACCUUCUAUUCAACAAAAUAUAUGACAAAGGAGCUGAAGCAAUCGCAGAUACAUUGAAAAUCAAUCAAACGCUCACUACUCUUGAUCUUGCAGAAAACCAAAUAUCUGACAAAGGAGCUAAAGCACUGGCUGAUGCAUUGAAGACCAAUCGAACUCUUACCGCUCUUAAUCUAGACGGAAAUCAAAUAACUGAGAAAGGAAUUAAUGCACUGUCUAACGCAUCGAAAUUCCAUCAAACUGUUACUACCCUCUGUAUUUCGCAAAAUCAAAUAUUUGAGAAAGAAGCUGAAGUUCUCGCGAAUACAUUGAAAGUCCAUGAAACUCUUACUACUCUUAAUCUUGAACACAACCAAAUAUAUGACAAAGGGGCUGAAGCAAUCGCGGACGCAUUGAAAGUUAAUGAAACUCUUACUACUCUUUGUCUUAAAGACAACCAAAUAUUUGAGAAGGGAGCUGAAGCCCUCGCUGACGCAUUAAAAGUUAAUCAAACGCUUAGUACUCUUUGCCUUUGGUACAAUGAAAUAUCUGACAAAGGAGUUGAAGCUAUCGCAGAUGCAUUGAAAGUCAAUCAAACUCUUGCGACUCUUGAUCUUUCACAGAACCAAAUAUCUGACAAAGGCGUCCAAGCACUUGCCGAUGCAUUGAAAGUCAAUGAAACUCUUACUACUCUUAAUCUUGAAUAUCUGCUAAUAUCUGACAAAGGAACUGAAGCAAUUGCUGACGCAUUGAAAGUUAAUCAAAGUCUUACUAGUCUUGAGCUUAAAUGGAAUCAAAUAUCUGACAAAGGAGCUGAAGCAUUCUCAGAUACAUUGAAAGUCAAUCAAACUCUUACUAAUCUUAAUCUUGGAAAUAACAUUAUAUCUGAGAAGGGAGCUGAAGCACUUGCCGAUGCAUUGAAAGUUAAUCACACUCUUACUACUCUCUAUCUAGACGGAAAUCAAAUAUCGGAGAAAGGAGCUGUAGCACUUGCGAAUGCAUUGAAAGUCAAUCAAACUAUCACUAGUCUUAAUCUUGCAAACAACUCGAUGUUGGACUAUGAGAUUGAAGCCCUUGCUGAUGCACUGGAAUUCAAUCACACUCUUACUACUCUUCAUCUGAACGGGAAUCAAGUUUCUGACAAAGGAGCUGUAGCACUUGCUGAUGCAUUGAAAGUUAAUGAAACUCUGACUGCACUUUACCUGAGUUUGAACCAAAUAUCUAACAAAGGGGCUCAUGCGUUCGCUGAUGCAUUGCAAGUCAAUCAAGCUCUCACGAUUCUUAAUCUUGAUGGGAACAAAAUUUCUAUGAAAGAAGAGGAAGCACUGGUUGAUGCGUUGAAAGCAAGGGAAAGAAACGUCUCACUUCAUUAG